Calidris pugnax (ruff) is the source of this 2464-nucleotide messenger RNA. RefSeq lists its product as uncharacterized. The record is from RefSeq and is a predicted model, not a curated record. The transcript is spliced from 2 exons. The coding region runs from base 1079 to 2242 and encodes 387 amino acids. NCBI's taxonomy places the organism in Eukaryota, Metazoa, Chordata, Aves, Charadriiformes, Scolopacidae.
UAGCUGAGAAGGGUCAGCUAGUCCAGCAAGAGCUUAAUAAGCACCGUAUUCAGCUUAUCUAGCUCCCAAUAACUGCAAGGCCUUGAAGUUGUUCUUCUGGCCUUGAAGGCAGCUGUGGUCCAACAACAGAAUGUCUGUGAUAAGGUAAACAUGUAACUGUAAGAAAGGAAUUUCGGGCGGAACUGUCUUUUUAGAACUAACCAAUAAUGAGCUCUCAUUUUGCAAUAUGUAUGAGCUAAUUAUGAGUGUGCAUAAAAGAAUGGCAGUGUGUCUAAAUAAACGAAGCUUGCUGGUCACUCAUAUUGAGUGCUCAUGUCUUCCCUCCGUCGCAACAAAUGGCGCCCAACGUGGGGCCAGGACCCUAUACAGGGUGGAACCUGUGAACAGGGACCCUGUACAGGGCUGAACCUGCGAGCCACGGUUCGGCGGAGCCCGGGAACCGGUCCUGUAAGCAGCGCAGGAGGCGAAAGGGACGAAUCCCCGCGCCCAGGAGCACCUAUAGAGGGUCCUGUGAAGGCGAAAGGGAAAUCCCCGCGCUCGGGAGCACCUAUAGAGGGUCCUGUGAAGGCGAAAGGGAAAUCCCCGCGCUCGGGAGCACCUAUAGAGGGUCCUGCCAGCCACGCGUCGCCGAAGUCUUGCAAAGGCUGCAACAGCGCUGACGAAGGUACCAUUUGGGUUCCCAGCCGAUGGGUGAGGCCUGCUGUCGAACGCACUGACGACUACGGCCACGCCUAAUGACGACGAGGGACUCCACAGAAGAGCACUACUUCGUCUGUAUUGGACAUUUUAGACAAAAGGUGUAAGAAUAGCAUCAAAAUCUCACAGUUAUGGGCUGUUAGCACACAAGACUGGCACAGACUAUGUCACCGUUUUAAUAAUAUGUAUCCUCAUCAAAGGCGAAAUAGAGGGCACUGCUGUCAAAAUUACACCGCACAAUCUCAUUGAUCCUCGCGAGAAUGUAUGGGUGACUUUAGCCCGGUCACUCAAUACAACCAGUUUCUGUGCCAGCCUGGCAUCACCCAGAUCCCCAUUCACCACCUGUCUUACAGGAGUGCCUUUAACCAGUGCCACCUUUGUGAUGUUCAAUCAAUCUUUCUCAGAAUUGCGAUUGCAAUAUAAUGUGGCUGGUAAACUUCCGUUCAAUUGGAACAACACCUCCGACAUGUUUGAUGAGUAUGAUAGUUGGGAUGAUAAACUCCCAAUAGGUCCUGAGCCACAAGAAAUUGAUCUAGCGGACUCCCUUGACGCUAGCUGUUGUAUCUAUAUUGGUCUGAGGCACUGGUCAGGUGAUGAAAAGGAGGGGCGCUGGGUCAAUGAGUCAGUCCCCACAAGCCUUACUCCAAUAGGCGAUUCUACUACAUGGGAAGAUACAUGGUGCCAGAGACUGGCCCGCAACAAGAGCGAUUCGGCCCCUGGCACCAUGCUGCCCAGGCGCCUCCCUAAAGGAUUCUUUUUAAUAUGUGGCAACCGUGCCUGGGCAGGAAUUCCCUCCAACCCUCAGGGAGGGCCAUGCACAAUAGGUCAACUCAGUUUAGGCGCGCCGCAACACCACCCUAACUCGACUCACAGAUACCGCUUUAAAAGGGGUCUUACACAGGCUUUACAAUCAACCUGUAACGAUGAUGUUGCACUUUGGAGUAAGUGGAAGAUUAUAUUCACAUCUUUAUUUACACCAGGUGUCGCUGCGGCUCGAGCUCAUAAAAAUAUAGAAAACUUGGCAUGUUGGGUUGUGAAGCAAUCCAAUGCCACAAGCAGAGUUCUCUCAGAGUUGUCAGAGGACCUGUCAAUGGUACAGCAUGCUGUGCUGCAGAACAGAGCCGCGAUAGAUUUCCUGUUACUAGCCCACGGGCAUGGCUGUGAGGAUUUUGAUGGAAUGUGCUGUAUGGAUUUAUCUGACCAUUCUAGAUCUAUUCAUAAAGAAAUCCAGGAUCUCAUAGGGCACUCCCAGAAGGUACAGCAAGAUACUGUGUUCUUUGGUCUAGAUGCUCUGGGAAGCUGGAUGGGAUUAAGUGGAUGGCUUAAAAGUGUGUUACAAACAGGAUUGUUGAUCUUAAUCAUAAUAGUGAUAGUAUUACUCUGCUUGAGCUGUGUGUCUUCUUGUAUCAAAACUCUUUUUAUGAGAAUUAUUAAUCAAGUUUAUAUCGCCCAAAAUAAAAACGGGAGAAUUGUGGGAGACUGGCUAGCUGAGAAGGGUCAGCUAGUCCAGCAAGAGCUUAAUAAGCACCGUAUUCAGCUUAUCUAGCUCCCAAUAACUGCAAGGCCUUGAAGUUGUUCUUCUGGCCUUGAAGGCAGCUGUGGUCCAACAACAGAAUGUCUGUGAUAAGGUAAACAUGUAACUGUAAGAAAGGAAUUUCGGGCGGAACUGUCUUUUUAGAACUAACCAAUAAUGAGCUCUCAUUUUGCAAUAUGUAUGAGCUAAUUAUGAGUGUGCAUAAAAGAAUGGUAGUGUGUCUAAAUAAACGAA